Candidula unifasciata is the source of this 731-nucleotide messenger RNA. The record is from the annotation of a GenBank genome assembly. Lineage: Eukaryota; Metazoa; Mollusca; Gastropoda; Stylommatophora; Geomitridae.
CCCUGCUGUGUUCUACUCCUCUACUGUACGUGUUCCACGCUAGAUACGACGACGCCAAAAAUAAAACGGUCUGCGAAAAUGUCUUCCGGGGUAAACCUAUAAUACAUAGGCAAGCAUUUCUCACGUAUGCAGCGCUGGUCAACUUCCUCAUCCCACUGAUCAUCCUAAUCUUCUGCUACGUGAGAAUCUUUCUCAAGAUCGCCCGCAAAGCCUCUGACAGCCGCACCAACAAACGGCAGAGCUUCAAACCGGGGAAGAUCCAACUGACCAGCAAUACGACUUCGGCAACACUACACAGCGCUAAACUGAAAACCCUGAGAAUGACGGUGGUCAUUGUCGGCUUUUUUAUCGUCUGCGGAUUGCCCUACUUCUUUGCCGAAAUGUUCAUGUCGUAUGGGGAUUUCAACAAGCUCAGUACCACAGCUUAUGCUCUACUUGGAGGUUUAGCCGUUGCCAACUCUGCCGUGAAUCCCUAUAUCUUCCUCCUCUUUAGUGUCAACGUUAAGUGUCUGAGGAGCAUGAAACUAUGCCCAGUUCAGACGGGCCCCAACAACAGACAACUCAUGUACAACGGAAGUGUUCGAUCUCGAGAGUACUCCUCCACACCUUACUCCCGCACACCCAUCACUGGGGUAUCCAUAGAUGCUUACGAGUUGACCAUCUCCACGACCGCCAAUAAACCAUCCAUUGCUACUGGUUACAAUCCAAAGAUUGGUUAUAUCUCUGGUUAG